Messenger RNA from Drosophila takahashii, 4616 nucleotides. It is a transcript of the gene l(2)gl, whose product is annotated as LLGL domain-containing protein l(2)gl. Gene Ontology annotation, biological process: regulation of establishment or maintenance of cell polarity; regulation of Notch signaling pathway; regulation of protein secretion. NCBI's taxonomy places the organism in Eukaryota, Metazoa, Arthropoda, Insecta, Diptera, Drosophilidae. Gene Ontology annotation, cellular component: plasma membrane; cortical actin cytoskeleton; cytoplasm. Gene Ontology annotation, molecular function: GTPase activator activity; myosin II binding; syntaxin binding. The record is from RefSeq and is a predicted model, not a curated record.
AAAAACAUCGAUUGGAAAACAUCUGGCAACGGGCACACUGCCACCGAUCGCGACUUUGUUUGUGUUGUGUUAAUUAUGACGCGCAUUUUGCGCUGAAAACCGUUCCCGUCUAACAAAAAGUGGCCAGCUCCACGCCCGAUAUAGCCCCUGUGUUUUCUAUUAUCUGUGUUCGUCAUACCUGCUUAAUUUUCCAAGCGACGGCAAAUGUGAUUAGUGCGGGCGUCCCUCGAAACACAUACAUAUGUAUAUAAGUGGGUGUGUCACACAAGAGAGUUCCAGCCACCGCCUUAAUUGCGCAAAGACAGAUAAAUAACUUGAUUUAAAUAAAGCCGCUUUUAAAAGUACAUCCGUUCAACGAAUCCCCUAGAAGUCUUGUAAAAUAUGUUGAAGUUUAUCCGCGGAAAGGGUCAGCAGCCCAGUGUGGAAAGACAACGCCUACAGAAGGACCUUUUUGCUUAUCGAAAGACCGCACAGCAUGGCUUCCCUCACAAGCCUUCGGCCCUUGCAUAUGAUCCUGUAUCAAAACUUAUGGCAAUUGGAACGCAAACGGGGGCCAUAAAGGUUUUCGGCCAACCCGGAGUUGAACUUUAUGGACAGCAUACAUUGGUGAACAACUCUGCAUCGGAGCUCAACGUUCAACUGCUCGAAUGGGUUUAUGGAACUGGUCGCAUACUUUCGUUAACAGCAGCUAACCAAUUAAUUUUGUGGGAGCCUGUGGGAACGACUUUGCUCCCAAUCAAAACACUUCCCUUCGAUGGCAAACUGAAGAAAGUUUCAUCGCUAUGCUGUUCCUUAAAUAAAGAUUUGCUUUGGAUUGGAACCGAAGGCGGAAACAUCUAUCAACUUGAUUUAAACACAUUUACAAUAAAGGAACCUGUAAUCUACCAUGAUGUGGUGUUAGAGCAGGUGCCACCAGCGUACAAGCUAAAUCCUGGAGCAAUUGAGUCAAUUCGCCAGCUUCCAAACGCCCCUAACAAGCUGCUCGUUGCGUACAACCGAGGCCUUUGUGUCUUAUGGGAUUUCGAAACAAGCUCCGUGGAACGAGCAUACAUAGCCCCCGGACAUGGACAAAGUGUUGGUCUUUCAGUGAAUUCCGGAGGAUCUGAAUUCAGCUGGUAUCACGCUGAUGGCUCGUAUGCCACAUGGAGCAUAGAUAACGAGAAACCGCCAUCCAACGUUAACUAUGUUCCAUAUGGUCCUGAUCCGUGCAAGAGCAUAAAUCGUCUGUACAAAGGCGAGCGAGGAUCUAACGAUGUGAUUGUUUUUUCCGGUGGCAUGCCACGUUCAGCAUAUGGUGAUCAUAAUUGCGUAUCCGUACACGCCAGCGAUGGACUCAAAGUGUGUCUUGAUUUUACAUCUAAAGUCAUUGACUUUUUUGUAACAUACAAAAACAAUACUGAUGUCGCAGAAGUGCUUAUUGUACUACUUGAGGAAGAACUCUGCGCAUACGAUCUCACUGACUCUAAUAUUUCCGCAAUUAAAGCGCCCUAUCUUCACUCGGUGCACGCAUCAGCUGUUACCUGCAAUUACCUUGCUUCUCAAGUCACGCAGUCCGUAUAUGAGAGCAUUUUACGAGCAGGCGACGAACAAGACAUUCACUACAGCAAUAUUGAUUGGCCUAUCACUGGCGGUGUUCUUCCCGAUUCAGGAGAAUCUGAUGAAGAGGAUACUGCUAAGUUGUACGAGAUUCUGUUGACUGGGCAUGAAGAUGGUUCUGUUAAGUUUUGGGAUUGUACUGGAGUGUUGCUCAAACCAAUUUAUAAUUUUAAAACGGGCAGCAUUUUCGGAAGUGAACACGAAUUUCGGGACGAUGCAGUAGCAGACAUCAGUGCGGAUCAACUCGAUGAAGGAGAACCGCCAUUUCGAAAGGCGGGCCUUUUUGAUCCUUACUCCGAUGAUCCUCGAUUGGCAGUGAAAAAAAUAGCAUUUUGUCCAAAAACCGGGCAGCUCAUUGUUGGAGGCACAGCGGGUCAAAUUGUUAUAGCUAACUUUGAUGACGCCUCGGAAAAGGUUUCUUUAAAAUACAGUUCUAUGAAUUUGGUCAGCGACCGUGAUGGGUUUGUGUGGAAAGGUCACGAUCAGCUUAACGUGCGCCCAAACUUAUUGGAAGGGGAUGCGAUUCCUUUAACUGAAAAUAGCGUUACUAUAUCAGGAGUGCUGCAGGUUUUGCCUCCAGCCAGCAUUACUUGCAUGGCACUUGAGGCGAAUUGGGGCCUCGUAUCCGGUGGAACUGCUCACGGCUUAGUGCUCUUUGACUUCAAAAACUUUGUUCCAGUAUUUCAUCGCUGCACAUUAAAUCCAAAUGAUCUUACUGGAGCAGGUGAGCAGCUGUCGCGUCGCAAGUCAUUUAAGAAAUCAUUGCGGGAGUCAUUUAGAAAGCUUCGCAAGGGUCGAUCGACCAGGAACAACCCCAGCAAUCAAGUGCCAACAACGCUAGAGGCACGUCCUGUUGAGCGGCAAAUAGAAGCACGUUGUGCUGACGACGGUCUGGGAUCAAUGGUGCGAUGUUUACUAUUUGCUAAAACUUAUGUUACUAAUGUCAACAUAACAUCGCCCACUUUAUGGUCAGCAACAAAUGCCAGUACUGUCUCCGUUUUCCUGUUGCAUUUGCCCCCAGCGCAGACCGCUGCAACUGCAGUACCGUCGGCAAGUGGCAAUGCACCACAGACUCCGCGUCGCAUUUCCGCGCAGCUUGCCAAAGAAAUUCAAUUAAAACAUCGUGCCCCAGUGGUGGGAAUUUCUAUCUUUGACCAGGCGGGAAGCCCUGUCGAUCAACUGAACGCAGGAGAAAACGGUAGCCCACCGCAUCGUCUACUUAUCGCUUCCGAGGAACAGUUUAAAGUGUUUUCACUUCCACAAUUAAAGCCAAUAAACAAAUAUAAGCUUACCGCUAACGAGGGUGCUCGGAUUCGUCGCACACACUUUGGCUCGUUUAGUUGUCGCAUAUCCCCGGAGUUACUGCAAAAUAUGCAGGGUAGUAGCCCAACCAAAUCCACACGCUCGCAUGGCGAUGGAGAAGGGUCUGCAAAUAUCAGUACGACUGCUGGUCGUGGAGAUGUGUAUCACGAAACUGCUCUGAUCUGUCUAACUAAUAUGGGCGACAUUAUGGUUUUAUCAGUCCCUGAAUUGAAAAGACAGCUGAAUGCCGCUGCUGUGCGGCGGGAAGACAUUAAUGGAAUUUCGUCGCUUUGUUUUACCAACUCUGGGGAAGCCCUGUACAUGAUGUCUUCCUCCGAAUUGCAACGCAUUGCAUUAGCCACGUCCACAGUGGUGCAACCCACAGGCAUUGUUGAAGUAGAACCUUUGGAAACUGAAGAGUCGGAACUGGUUGAAAAGGAUGAUGAAAGCGAUAAAGAAACAUGUACAAAUUCUGAAGUUGUCAACACACUAGACGUUAAAGAUCCACCAGUCGCUACUAUUCGCGCUAAACCUGUAGAAGGAAAUCUUGAUAGAAGUAGUCUUCAUCUAACCAAUGGAAUAUGCAAUACAAGUUCACCAAAUCAAGCCAACGAGACUAUCACCAGCUCCAUUGGUGAUAUAACUGUUGACUCGGUGCGUGAUCAUUUAAAUCUUACGACAACCACGUUGUGUUCCACGACUACAGAGGAGACUGUUGGUCGCCUAUCAGUGCUUAGCACACAAACAAACAAAGCUACUACCACCGUGAACGUGAACGAUAUUCCGGAUAUUAAUAUUUCCAACUUAGGAGACUUGGCAUCGAAGAGCAGCAACACGACGGAAACGAGUACUAGUUCUGUAGUAAUAAAAUCUGUUAUUACGAGCAUAUCUCACGAAAAGACGAACGGAGAAAGCGAAAAAGGAUCGACAAAAACUACUGCGCCCGAAGAAAGUCAAUUUUAAUAACUACAAGCAGGUGUUCAAGUACUCGAACAUGACAAUAUACAAACUAAGAACAUUUUUUAAAAUUGGUUUAACAACGUAAUACGGAAAUGCGUAUAAAAAACAGAGACACCAUCAGAAGAUGCUCUCCCAGAAAAAUACUUUUUAUUAUAGCUAUAGUGCAUUAUCCUGACCGCAACUGUUUAUUAUUACCUAUGUAUAUGUUUACGUAUUUUCACACAGUGACUUCACACAUAAUUAUUGUGGCAAAAAUCAAUCCAAAAGAAACAAUUGCAUUUUUAAAAAUAUAUAUAUCUGUACACCACGUAAUUUUUUAAUCAAUAUAAUUUUAAGAAUGCAUUUCUUACAAUCUUUUUGCUUUUACAAGUAUUUAAAAGAAUUUAUAUAUUUUUUACAUCUUACUCUUUAAAAGUUGAUAAAUGUGCGUGCUGCUUGUUACAUUACCAUUUAAAAACUACAAAAAAAUCUUUUCCCUGUUUUCAAAUAUUAUUUUUGUAAAUAUGAAAUUCUGUUUUAAUAUAAAUCAAGCAAUUUCGUUUUCUAAAUAUUAAAAUUCUAAUGAAUUGGAAAACAGGUUUUAAAAAGUACAAAGUGAAACAAUUAUGCCUUAUCAACAAUGACUAAAUUUAUAUCUGAUUUUAUAAAGUAUUAAAGAAACGUGUACAUCCAUAGAUUAACAUAUAAACUGUUUAAUAAUUAUUUAACCAAUAUAAUGAGUGAUUUUAUAAAUGAGAAUUGCACCGAAAAGUCAAGAA